This is a messenger RNA of Acaromyces ingoldii, 601 nucleotides long. RefSeq lists its product as hypothetical. The coding region runs from base 62 to 601 and encodes 179 amino acids. The record is from RefSeq and is a predicted model, not a curated record. Lineage: Eukaryota; Fungi; Basidiomycota; Exobasidiomycetes; Exobasidiales; Cryptobasidiaceae. The transcript is spliced from 6 exons.
CCCUAGAUUCCCCUCACUAAUUCUUCAAUACCCUCUCCCUCACUCUCAUUUUACUCACAACAUGGUCAAGCUCUCUGUUGCAUUCGCCGCCAUGGCUCUCAUGGCCGUCGCCGUCUCCGCCACCCAGCCUCAGGAGUGCUGGUGCCGCAUGACCUCGGGCGACGUCGAGGACGUCCACCCCAGCCUCAUCUCCAUCCUUUCGGGCAACGGCUCUGGCAACGUCGACAACCUCAACGGUAACAAGGACAACGGCAAUGGAUCCGCCAACGGAAACGGCAUCGGCUCGGGUGACUUUGACGGCAACGGUUCUGCCAACAAGGGCAACAAGGGCAACGGAAAUGGUAACGGCCUCGCCUCGGGCAACGGCAACGGCUCUGGUUCCGGAAACAAGAACAACAAGGGCAACGGAAACGGCAACGGAAACGGCAAUGGCUUCGCCUCGGGCAACGGAAACGGCUCGGGCUCCGGAAACAAGAACAACAAGGGCAACGGGAAUGCCAACGGCGCCGGCAACGGCAACGUCGGCAACAAGGGCAACGGAAGUGGCAACAAGGGCAACCUCGACGGCAACAAGACGUCGCACAAGAGGCGUCUGGACUAA